Myotis brandtii (Brandt's bat) is the source of this 2673-nucleotide messenger RNA. RefSeq names its product proline rich 5 like (gene PRR5L). Gene Ontology annotation, biological process: TORC2 signaling. The transcript has 12 exons. The coding region runs from base 765 to 1868 and encodes 367 amino acids. Gene Ontology annotation, cellular component: TORC2 complex. NCBI's taxonomy places the organism in Eukaryota, Metazoa, Chordata, Mammalia, Chiroptera, Vespertilionidae. The record is from RefSeq and is a predicted model, not a curated record.
UGAAGGGGAUGUUUCUGGUCCCUUGGAAAUGGGAAGACCGUUCUCCCUGGUGGCUUGAAAGUCCACGUUUCAUUCCGUCACUCAAGACUACUUACUGGGCACCUUUCCUGUGGCCAGCGCUGCGCUCACAGCAGGAUGCUGCAGUGAACGAGCCGGGCAAGGGCUGUGACUUUGAGGAACUUGCAUGCUCUCAGGGCUGGUCAGACGGUGAACAAGUGAACAAACACGGUGACUUCAGCUUGCUUCGCAAGUGCUGUGAAGAAACAGCCUCCUUCCUGUAAGGGCAGAGAGCGCGCGCUUGCUGCCUGGACAAGGGGGCCCAUGGUUGUUCUCACUUACGUAUUUGGGAAACACAUCCUGGAUUCUGAGCGUGGAGGUUCUCAAGGUGAGCCUGGAGACUGAGGGGAGUGAUCAGGCCCAGUCACCCCGUGACCGCCACAGCGCGUCACGAGCCCAGCACCCCAGCUUUCCAGGAAGAGAUUUGGACACACAGGGAGACACGCCAGGGAUGCUCACACACAGAGGAAAGGCCACGUGAGGACACAGUCAGAUGGUGGCUGUUUGCAAGCCAAGGCGAGAGGCCUCAGAAGAAACCAAGCCGGCUGCCACCUUCAUCCUGAGCGUCUAGCCUCCAGAACUGUGUUGGCUAAAUUUGUGGUUUUAAGAAAACCCGAGCCUGAAGGCAGCCACCCUGGGAGAAGCCCUUUCCGUGGGCAGUCGGAACCUUCUGGACCAGAGGAGAAGCCGUCCCCUCACCUGGACUUAUGACCCGCGGCUUCGCCCCCAGCCUGCCCGCCGAGGUCUACAAGAUGGGCUCCUUCCGCAGGCCCAGACCGCGCUUCAUGAGCUCCCCAGUGCUCAGCGACCUGCCCCGAUUCCAAGCCACCCGCCAGGCCCUGCAGCUGAGCUCCAACUCGGCCUGGAACAGCGUGCAGACCGCCGUGAUCAACGUUUUCAAAGGCGGUGGCUUGCAGGGCAACGAGCUCUAUACACUGAAUGAAAACAUCAGGCGGCUGCUGAAGAGUGAACUCGGAGCGUUCAUUACAGACUAUUUCCAGAACCAGCUUCUUGCGAAAGGACUGCUGUUUGUGGAAGAGAAGAUUAAGCUGUGCGAAGGUGAAAAUCGCAUUGAGGUUCUGGCUGAAGUCUGGGACCACUUCUUCACUGAGACCCUCCCCACCCUGCAGGCCAUAUUUUACCCCGUUCAGGGCCAGGAGCUGACCAUCCGCCAGAUCUCCCUGCUGGGCUUCCGUGACCUGGUCCUGCUGAAGGUGAAGCUGGGCGACCUGCUGCUGGGCCCGUCCCAGCUGCCCCCGUCCAUCGUCCAGAUGCUGCUCAUCCUGCAGAGUGUUCAUGAGCCCACGGGCCCCAGCGAGGGCUGUUUGCAGCUGGAGGAGCUGGUGAAGCAAGUGGUCUCUCCUUUCCUGGGCGUCAGCGAGGACCGCGGCGUCUCGGGCCCCACAUACACGCUGGCCAGGCGCCACUCCCGGGUCCGGCCCAAGGUCACGGUCCUGAACUAUGCCUCCCCGAUGGCCACUGGCGGCCGGCCCCUGAAUGAGAUGGCCCUGACCCCUCUGACGGAGCAGGAGGGGGAGGCCUACCUGGAGAAGUGUGGCAGCGUCCGGCGGCACACGGUGGCCAACGCCCACUCGGACAUCCAGCUGCUGGCCAUGGCCUCCAUGAUGCACUCGGGCCUAGGCGAGGAGCCCGGGGCCGAGGAUCAGUGCCUGCUCCUGCCGCCCCGCUUCUUGCCGCCCCACCGCCAGUGCUCCAGCGAGCCCAGCAUCACUGACGGCCCCGAGGAGCUGGAGGAGGUGGCCGGGGGCUGCCCGGAGGACUCGGAGCCCAACUGUGCCUCCCUCAGCUGACUGCCACCGGGGGACCUCCCAGGUCUGCCCAGCAGCCAGCAUGAGGACAGCCCCAUCCUGUGACUCACCAGCGGGCUCUUCCUUGGGGGCAAGGCUGCCUCGUGUCUUCUUGGGGACAAGCCUAGUCUGAGUGCCCGGGGGGAAUCCCUGUUGUCAACCUCUCUGUUUUUGUGCCUGUGACCACCUGUUCGCAGCCACGCAGACCCAGCGGCCUGGUACCCACUUUCUGAUUUCCAGCCUGGCCUGCCUGACCCGGGUUUCAUCUCUGGGCUUCCCCCCUCAGAUCCUGGACUGCCCAAUGCCCCCCAGGGCACAGCCCGGUGCCCGUGGCGUUGCUGUGGCAGGAGGCUGUCUGGGCCACACCUAGAGCCCAGAAGGACGUGCGGGAGUUCCCCUCUGGGUCUGGUGAUGCAGAGGCGUGUGGGUGAAAAGGUACCUCUCCUUCCCUGUGUGUGGGGAGUGGAUGGAGACGCAGCCCCGACCAAGCAGGGCCCUGGGAAAGCGCCUUCCUCCUUUUAGUUUCAGGAUUACAGGGAAAGAGUUGCCCCCUGGUGCUGAGGGUCCCCUACGUCACAUCCCGGAAGCCACCAGGUUGGAUGAAGCCUCUGCAUUUCCCCCCAGGCUUCCUCCCACACUCACAGAGCCAGCCUCCCUGGGGGCAUUGCUGGUGCCUUCAUCCCUCUCUGACGUCAGAAACUGACCGUUCUCCUGUUGUGGGUGAAGGGCCGAAGGGCUGGCUGAUACCAACCAACUAGUCUUGUUCCUGGAUUUGACUUGAAUUUUUAAAAUGUGCGUCGUUUCAAAA